This is a messenger RNA of Cyprinus carpio (common carp), 1032 nucleotides long. Its product is annotated as immunoglobulin kappa light chain-like. The record is from RefSeq and is a predicted model, not a curated record. Lineage: Eukaryota; Metazoa; Chordata; Actinopteri; Cypriniformes; Cyprinidae.
ACUCGUUUGUCUUUACUCAGUCACCCAGACUCACACAUGUCUCAGUCGGUGAUUCUGUAGAAUUAAGAUGUAUAUUUGAUCAGACCGUUAAUCACUGCUAUAAAUCUGCAGUGUGGGAAAAGUUUAAUCUACGGACUGGAAAACUCAUGACAGUGAAUACUAACAAUCAGAAUAAUGUUCAAAAACAUAGUGAUAAAAUUUGCAUUUUGACUCUUAAAAACUUAAACAAGACAGAUUCAGGCAUGUACUAUUGUAUGAGUCAUUAUAACCAACUGGCUAUGAUCGGCAGUGGGAGCAGGGUGAUCGUAACAGAUCACUCUGAACCAGAACUCUCCAUCUUAUUCUCAGCACAUGAACCUGACUCAGCGUCAGUAUCACUGCAGUGUCUCGUGACUGGACUUGUCCCGUAUCAGGUGCGCGUGUUCUGGAUGAUUGGAGAGAAUGUGCUCUCUGGAUGGACCGAGUCCGGCUGGACAGACAACACUGAUUCAGCUACAGAAUUCACACGGGCUCAUCUCUCUGUUUCUGCAGAGGAGUGGAAUAAAGCAGAUGGAAUUCACUGCUUUGCUGAAUAUGAUGGCAAAAACAUCUCCAAAGCUCUGGUGCGAAGCGGACUGAAUAAAAAAACUCUGUGGAUUCUGUACUGCGGCUGGGGGACAGUAUUCCUGACUAUGGCUGUGGUCUUCUCUGUUUGUUUACGCCAAGGUAAAGAGAGUGCAGUGCCUCCAGAAAUUUCGUCUGUAAUGUUUUACUCUGUGGAUCCCGUCAAUUUAGGGCUGGAUUUAAGUCCAACAAAAAAAUAACAAAUAAAGGGCAUCACUGGAGAUUGUGUUAUUGAAAGGAAUGUAAAGAAAUGCUAGAGUAUUCCAAAACAACUAAAAAGUCAAUUAAACUGAAAUUUGCAUUCUCCUAAUGUUGUUUAUGAUGGUAAUGACAUACUUUAUUCUAGGAUUCGACUGUCUUUUGUGUUCUGUGGGUGAACAUGCAUCUUUCAAACUUUCAAAAUUAUAUGAAUAAUCUACUAUAUAUUAU